Spodoptera frugiperda (fall armyworm) is the source of this 6846-nucleotide messenger RNA. RefSeq lists its product as uncharacterized. The coding region runs from base 775 to 2511 and encodes 578 amino acids. The transcript is spliced from 17 exons. The record is from RefSeq and is a predicted model, not a curated record. Lineage: Eukaryota; Metazoa; Arthropoda; Insecta; Lepidoptera; Noctuidae.
UCUAUGCAGAGUUUAGUGUCAUCGCGAGCGUGCGUAGCUUGGGUCGUGUGUGUUUUUAUCAGCACUAUAUUGUUUGCAUCCAUUGUAUAAAUAUGACACGAAAAAUUGCUCGGUGUAGUCAUAAUUCAUACGUAUCUGUCGUGUUGUAACGGAAAAAAGUUUAUUUACUAUAAAUCGUGUCGUGCCGUAUUUUAUUGGUCCGCUACAUAGUAAAAUAAUGAAUUUAACACGCCGCCGCAGUCUUCUGUUUGAAUUGUCGUGAGCCUUGUUGUGGGAUCGAUUUUUAGGUGUUAUUAAUGAAAUUACGGAGGUGCUCGCGAGUGAUAUUGUUACAUAAAGAACCCGUUUUAAAACACUCCCGUUACGGUGGUGUUCAGUCUUGUUCGAGCUGUGGAGCGCUUAUAAUCGAUAGAAGUUAAUAAAAAAUGCAUAUUUUCCCCAUGGUUUCAUAAAGGAUCGGGUCAAUACAGUGCCGGCUCGACCUACGUUACGAAUGUUGUUGAUUCUCGUUCAAAAUGUGCUAUUGUUGAUGACUGCAGUGCGACCGAUUUAUUUAAUUUUAAAGUGAUUGUGAUUAUGACAACAUACUUACUGUUUUGUUGUGCCACGGACUUUUCCACAGCAAGAGAAGCCGCAUCGUCCCGCGAAUGAUUUCAAAAACAAACAAAUCGAUAAUUACACCAAGAACUCGACAGACGACUAGAAUAAUUAAUUUAACAUCAGUAUUAUGUAAUAAUAAGUGAUUCGUUUCGCUAAACCGCCAUCUUGUCUGCUAUGGCUGCCAUUUUCAAUAUGUUUCGUGUUAAAAUGGGUGUAGUGAUAGCAAGGAUCUGUCUACUUCUGAUGCUGGCCGUCUACUCUUCAUAUGGCGGCGGCUGCAACUUCCCAGAAGGUUGGACGGGAGGCUGGUUCCAGUCGGGCAUACCAGGGCUCAUCUACAUCAACUCCACCACCAUGCAGGGCAAGGGGGACUGCGCUGAAACAGACUCCAAUGACAAGUUCCUCGUUUACGACAGGAACGAAGACUGCUACAGAUGUUUAGUCAUACAUGAAAAACACAAAUACGUACUACAGUAUAAAGAAACAUACUGCAGAGAGCGAGACUCCCUAUCAACGAUGUGUGAGUCCAUCACCGGGGACGCCGCCCUAUACUCCAUGUUCAGGAAGGAGCCCCGGCCGAUACCGGAGCCCUGCCCCUUUCAUCCAGCGCCGUUCACAUUCACUUAUAGUCGUGGGUCAGGCGACUGCGCGAACCCGCCGUCUCGCGCGGAAUCGUGCACCGACGACUCGCGACUGCUACUGCGCUACAUGGCCUGCCCUGAUGUACCAGGCACGGAGAGCAAUGUCGAGGAGUUGAUCUGCUUGGCUACAUGGAAGGAAGGCUCCACGCGCUACCUGGUGGGGCUCAUCUCACAAGUGCAGAGGAGAAACUCCAUCUCCACCGACGAAGAUAUGUACAGGUGUUUCGUGUACAAGGGGCAGCACGCGGACAAGACGGUGACGUACACCAUAGCACAGUCGGGCGACGCCACCUGCAACGGACUCACCUCCUCCGUCGACGGCAGCCGCACCAUGAAGCUCACUAACAUCGACGACGAGCACAACCGCUGCCACUUCCCCAGCUGGGUGGUGGAGCACCACAAGUGGUUCAGCCUCGACCACACGCACCAGUACCAUUUCACCACCAAAAACGCCACGCUCAAGAUAAUGAACGAAGAUGGUUCGUUCGAGGAGAAGCGGCUGGUGUGCCACUCCAUCCUGGAACAGAAAGACAAGCAGUUUGUCAAGCUGGUCGCCCAUCUCACUCGAGGAUGCGAGUCGGGCCACGUGUGUGUGUCAGUAUGGCGGCGCGGCGGCGGAGUACUGGAGCUGCAGCUGGGAGCCGCCCUCCACGACGCGCCCCACCACGCCUGCUCCACCGGGCAUAGCGCGCCGCAUGUCACGCUCCUGUCGACGUCGCUAUACCCGAUGCGUUGUCCAAUGCUGGGCCGCUACACGGUCGUGGACUCACUCGCCGACCGACGGAGAAGGCGGCAACAACUUACUAUUGACGAGGCCACGGGCGAGGAGGUGGCGGAGAAGCCGGUGGAGUGCGUGAUGGGGCACUACGACAGCGCCAGCGUCGGCUGCGGGGCCGCGCAGGACACCAUCGUCUUCCAGUCCGCCUGUACCAGCGCCGUGUACACAUGCUACGGCAGUUGGCGCGAGGGCAACCUGGGCCUGGUAGUGGCCGGCGCCGCGCGGCCCUCCUCCAGACCUCACGCCCUCUGCUUCCUCUACACCAACUAUAUCGCUAAUGACUCGUCUGGUACGGCGGUACAGUACCUGUCGCUGUCUGGAGUGUCCCGGUCGUGUGACCGCGCCGUGCUGCCCGGCCUGGCGGGCGACAAGGCGUACAACCUUACGCUCAAUGGUACGUGUGAGCAGAGUAGCAAGUACAACAGUGUAGCAGUGCGACUGUACCCAGCGUUAGUAGUCCUGCUGAUACCCCUCGCGAUACUAGCGCGGUGAUACGCCGCCUACCGCUGAGGCGAGACGGGGCUCCCACUGCAAACGAAAACUAAUGCUGCGAUAUUUACCCGACUGCGCCAGAAGGAGGGUUAUUUUAUUAAGAAAUACACUUAACAGUCACACUCAGAGAUAUUUAAUAAUUAUUUUAACUAUUCUUUAGUAACGAUUUUGCACCUAAAACAAUUGCUAAGGAUUCCUUUAAGUAACCAUUGAAUGACUCUGAGUGCGGCGGUAAGACACUUUAACACUUUUGUAAAGCCGGCAACGCACUUGUAACUCCUUUGGUGUUUCGGGUGUCCAUUGCCGACUCGUAUCUAACCAUCAGGUAUCAUAUUAUUUUCCGUCAAUGAAAAAAAGUCCCUAAAUGUACUCAAUAGUGGACUAAUUAUUGAAAUAUGAACUUUAUAACACAGGUAUUACAAUUGAAAAUCAAGGAAUAUGGUAUAAUCAUGUUGAUAUACAUUAAGUUUUCUUAAGCCUCGGCAGCUUAGUAGGAAUUUAAAUUUAUUACAAUGGCAACACUCAAGUUUAACUGUCAAAUGUGUUGAAAUGUUGCCAGAUUUAAGGUAUUUUUUUUUUACUUUUUUUGUAGUUUUUUAUAUUUUUGGUUGUUUUUUUAUUAUUUUUUUUAAUUUGUAAGUGGGAACUCUGUAUAGAAAUUUCUGAUUGUGUGCUAUAUUAUUAAAAUAUAAGUAAGGAAGGAACGAAACAAUGUUUUUUUGAAACGAAGCAACGUGAUUGUAUUUGUAUAUAUUAUAAAAAAAAGAUAUAAAUUUGAAUAAACAGAUGAUAUGACGAUUUUUAAUAAAUAAAUAAAUAAAUGUUACUUAUCUAAUUUAAUUAUUGUGUAAUGACACGUUAUUUAGAGAUUUCAUGAGAAAAUUAUUGAUUGGUCGAGAACUCGAGUCGUCAUAAAUGUGACUAUCGCGGAUUCCCGAGUUCGGUUUUCGGGUUGGGCGAGAGUAAUUUUCGAAAAAUCUUCGAUUUUCUUAUGAUUUAAAUCUAAAGGCGUGCAAAUAUUUUUAUUUUUUAAACAUACUUAGGUAGUAUAUUAAUACGGUCGCUGUCAUACUUGAAAUUCUACCAACAAACCGACGAUUUGUCGCUGCAAUUAGUCGCACGAUUAGUCUUAGUUUAAAUUUAAAUAGAGCUAUUUUGAAAGCUGUCCUAGACUCGCUGUGGUAGCAAGCAUGCGACAAAUCGCUGCGAUUUUUUUGGUAAAGCACGUUUUAUCUGCUUUCAGUAUUUUUCGGCGUAGUAAGUUCGGCAGCUACUUUUAAAGAGAUUGCUCAAAAAUCGCGCGACUAAAUUGUCGGGUUUGCGAUUUUUUUUCAAAUAUGACAUCGGUUUUUACUGUACAAUAUAAUAAAUAUAUAGAAAAGAACGCUUUCAAAGUAUACACUGUAUGCAUAACGUAAAUACAUAGCUGAGGCCCAUUUCUGGAGAUAGGCGCUACGCUAAGCCAUCUAAACCUUAGUUUAAAAAUAAUGACUGCAUUUAUUUUCAUUUUAAUAUCAUAUUAAAAUAUUAUAUUUAGAUUUUAGUAACUAUUUAUUUAAAAAUGCAAGAAAAAAUACCAUAAAUUCACACUAAGCGUCGGUUUAUAUCUGACGCAAAAUACGUCGAGCGUAUCAUCGGUCGCAAUGACGUAUCAUCGGUUGAGUGUGAACGGUCAAUUGUUUUUCUAUACAUUUGUCUGUUCUGGCGUUACGCGACCGAUGAUACGCGACGCAUGUUCCGUCAGAUAUGAACCGACCCUAAUCUAAUAUUUUUUACCAAUGUCAACACUUAUUUUUAUCUUAUAAAAUAAAUAAAUAGGCUCCUCAGUCCAGCAGUGGGCUCCAGCUACAAAAUAUACAGAAAAUAUAAUUAUAAGACUAAUUUAGAUAGAACUAAAUGUAGAUAAAAACUAUGCUCAGCCGAUUUUUCGAUUAAUUUUCGAAAUACGUCCAAGUUUUUUCAAAUUUUUUUCGUAAGUUUUUCGUGAUUUUUUCGUAACUAUUGCAGCUAAGAGAGUACGAAAUGGGAACUUUUUACUAGUCAUAUCGAUAUUAAAAUGUAGUAUUUCAUUUCAAAUUGGGCAAAGUAUAAUUGUGUUUUUCAAAAUUUUCAGUCGUAUCAACAUUUCGUAUUGAGUAUUAAAUUAUUCCAUCCAUAGCCAUAUUAUAUUAAUACUUACUCUGUCUACUUUCGAUGAUUAUCAGUUUAACAUCAAUUUGUUUACAAAUAUUGUAAAAAUAAAAUAAAAAAUAGGUUCUCGGAAAAAAAAAUAUUUUAACAAAAAAAAGGUUCGUAUUUCGUACUAUAUACAUACAUAGAUAUAAUCUUAAAACUUUAAUUUGUAUGUAAACAAAUAUUUAUUGAACUCUUCCUUUCUUUCUUUUUUGGGGUCAAAAACCAAAAAAAAUAAUAAUAUAGAGCAAAUGUUGGUUUUGAGUCAGACAAAACAUUAUUUUAAAGUCAGCAUCUAAAUAACAGUGACCUGUGUUUGGCACAAGACUCUCAAUCAAAAAAGAUGUAUUAGUUUAAUAAGUAUCUACCUACAUGUCUACCUACCCCUUUUCGGUUAAAAGACGUGGCACUUUUUUAAAGUGUAAUUCAAAUAAUAUAUCAAUCGUCCAGUGACAUAAAAUUCCACGUUGAAAAAAGUAUACAUUGUAUGCAACGCAUUCGUGACACCUCUGGUGUUGCAGGUGUAUUAAGGCUACGAUAUCCGCUUACCAUCAGUAUCCUUAGAAAACAAAACGAGAACGUUUGGUUCACGUUUGGCUCUGAUUGGCCGGUUCGAAUAAACCAACCUAAUAGAGGGCUUAGUACGAGUUUUUAUGCGUAACUAGCGUGCAUUCGGGGCUCGGAUUGGUUUGUUCAUUUGCGCCGGCCAAUCAGAGCGCCGAACGCGCCCUUGUUUUGUUUUCGUUCAACGUAAAGCAAACUCAUACUAAGGAUACAAAGCGCCGAACGCCGUCUCGUUUCGAUUACUUUAAAAGUUUAGCAAACUCGAACGAAACUCAAGGAUACAGACAGGCCGUAAGCCUUGUUGGUACCAAUAGUAGCAUAAAAAUGUAUCUUCACCCAGUACAGACCCCAAUUCAAAUAUAAUUUUCCGAAUUCUUUAUCUUCCUUUUAGCUUUUGAUGCAAAAAAAAAUCAAUAAUGACCAACAGUAGAUAUAUAAAUUAUACAUUUGCUCAUAAAACUAACAUACAUAGUCGUUUUUUUUUUUUAUUUUGGUAUGUGAUAACUAUAACUCAUAAGUACCCCUUUGCGCACGGCGUAACUUGUAUAACAUGCGACUUAUAACAUAACUGGCGAAAAAUGGGUGUAACAAUUAAAAAAAAACUUUAAAAAAUGCGACUAAAUCAGUCGACUUUUAGUCGCAAGUUCCGCCCGUGUGCAAAGGAUGGAAACAUUGUAAAUAUUAUCAAGUUCCUGUAAGCUUUUAGUUGAACUCAAAUUUUUCGUUUGUGAUAAUAUUCUGGUUCAGAAUGUCGAUGCUUGCCUAACUAACUGAUUUAAAAGACAUAUUAUGUAGUCCGAGAGACUUUAUGUACAUAAUUUUAGCUGGGUAACUUAUGCAGUCUUGCGAUUGAGUCGCGGUAUUUUGUAAUAUAUGCAUAUUUAUAAUUGCAAUCCUGUAUAUUUGGUUACCAGUGAUAGAUAAAGUAAUCUAUUUAGUAAAAUCGCACCCAAUGCCAAUGCGACUAAAAUGUCGCGACCAAUCGCAAGUGUGCAACUGACUAUUAAAAAACGCAUUUUUAAAAAAACUACAGGUUGAAAGUAUUAUUUUAUAAAUAUAACCGGAGAUAAUAAUAGUUAAUAAAUAAUAAUAUUGAUAUUGAAGAAAAAUAAUUAUUAUACAUAAAUGAAGAACGAAAAAAAUUUCAUACAAUCAUUUUUAUCGAAAAAAAAUGUUUUUUUUAAUAAAAAAAAACGUGUUUAAAAUGCACUAAAAUGUUAAAAAAUUAAAUUCACUUAGAUUUGUAAGGGCUUUUUGUUUUUUAUUUAUUGUAUUUAUAUUUAAAUUUAAUUAAAUUUAAAUUCGAGAAAGGCGGGGGAUUUUCACAUUGUGAAUAUGCACUUGAAUUCUUAUGUAAAAAAAAAAUGUAAUACUCUAUUGGGGAUGUACUUUCGCGUGUAAAUAUUUUCUUUUUUCUGCUAAAUAAAUUUUUGUGAUAUCAAUUUUUUUUUGUUUUUUCAUGUAAAAUAAAGCAUUGUAUGAACGUUGUGUGGCGCUCCAAAAAUUGUUUUCGAUUUAGCCACGACAUACGAUUUGUAACUAAUAAUGUAUAAGCCUAUUAUUAUAUUUUGAUUACUGAAAUAUAUUUGAAAAAUAAAA